CGGCUCGCUGGCACUGCUGCUUGACGCUUGGCGCCAGCUGCUUGGCGCUCUAGAGCUGCAGAGGUGUGGCACGUAUGGAACGAUCCAAGCGAGUACGCCAGCCGACAGCCCGUGCCGAGGAGGCUGCGGCCGCAAAGGCGCGGAAGCAAGCGCAUCACAGCCGGCCUGUUUCGGCCGAUCCGGCCUCCGCCAAGCCGCCCACCACGCCAGCAGCCGUCAUCUGGCCGGGCGGGAGCAGGUGGCGGCCGGGCACGGCCAACUGGGGCACUCGGAGCCCGCUGGCACAUGGCUGUGGCAAGUGUCGCUGGAAUGUUCUCGGAUGUCGCGGCUGCAUCGCCGCUGCCGCCGACUACGUGGCGCCCGCACCGCACGCCUUUGCGCCCGGUAGAGUGAGGCUGCCGGUUGCGGGCAUCGACGCCGACUGCGACGCCGGCGGCGACCGCGACGACCGGAUCCGCGGAGUGCAGGCGCUGUUGGAUAGUGUGGCCGUGCAGUCAGACGGCGUGGCCGAUUUAGACGGGUUCGGCGUCGUCGCCGUGCAUCCAAUCUCGCGCGGCACGCUGCUGCGCGAUCCGUCCGUCGUCUUUGUGCCUCGGCGCCCUCUGCGUACGCCGUCGCGCACCUUCCGCCGUACCACGCGCUCGAGCUCGGCAAGCAGGCGACGCUCUUUGACACUCUUUGACACUCUUUGCUCUUUCACGCUCUUUCACGCUCUUUCACGCUCCUUCACGCCCACACGCCCAUACUCCCGCACGCCCAUACGCCCACACCCUAGAGGCUGCGGCGCCGCGUACGGCUGCGGGCUCGAGGCGCUGUCCGACAUCGCGGCGGGCGAGGAGCUGCUGGCGCGGUACGACCAGACGCUGAGGGAGUGA
Emiliania huxleyi CCMP1516 is the source of this 875-nucleotide messenger RNA. RefSeq lists its product as hypothetical. NCBI's taxonomy places the organism in Eukaryota, Haptophyta, Isochrysidales, Noelaerhabdaceae. The record is from RefSeq and is a predicted model, not a curated record. Bases 75 to 875 code for a protein of 266 amino acids. The transcript is spliced from 5 exons.